Solanum dulcamara is the source of this 504-nucleotide messenger RNA. RefSeq lists its product as uncharacterized. NCBI's taxonomy places the organism in Eukaryota, Viridiplantae, Streptophyta, Magnoliopsida, Solanales, Solanaceae. The transcript is spliced from 2 exons. The record is from RefSeq and is a predicted model, not a curated record. The coding region runs from base 1 to 504 and encodes 167 amino acids.
AUGUGGAAGUUUGUCUCCUGCCUGGACAAAUAUGUGAAGAAAGAGUAUAAGGCAUCAUUAUUGAUUUCUAAUAUGGAUAUUUCCAGGUUGAUGGUGUAUGAUGAACAAGUUGAGGAUGAUAAGAAGAAAGAUAGAGAAGGGCAUUUGAGCAUAAAAGCCAAAUCAGUUAGGCAUGAGAAUGAGCAGGGACAAGGUAAGGGCAACAGGUCCUUCUUUCAGAAGAGGUCUUCCAACUAUGCUCUAUUGGCAGGGAGUGUAGCUCAGGGUUCAAAAGGGAAGCCACCUUAUAGCAAAUGUGGUAAACUCCAUUUGAGAGAGUGUAGAGAGAGCGCCAAUGGGUGUUACAAAUGUGGUAAGGUAGGCUAUUUUCAUAGAAAGGGUCCAAUGUGGGGCGAUAGAGCCCAAUCUUCUUCUGCGGCACCAUCGGUUAGAGGUAAUCAGAGAGCUGCUAUUUCAGGUACUGGUGGAGCAUCAAACCGUCUAUAUGCUAUGGCUAAUCACUAG